CGGCCCGCCGCUUCACCUAACGGGCCCCGCCGCUGCACUGCCGGCCCCCGCCGCUGCAACCCCACGGCCCGCCCGCUGCACACCUUACGGCCCGCGCCCCACCUGGUCGGCCCGCCGCUGCACCCUACGGCCCCGCCACUGCACCUGCCGCCCGCCGCUGCACCGGUCGACCCGCCGCUGCACCUGACGGCCCCGCCCCUGCAUCUCCCGGCCGAGCCGCCCCAGCAGCAGAGCCGCCCAGCAGCCGAAAACCCCCGGGAGCCGAGGCCGCCCAACGCCGAGCCGCCCGGGACCCGAAGCCGCCCUGCUGCCGAGCCGCCCGGGACGCCGAGCCGCCUGCAACGAGCCGCCUAUCGCCGAGCCGCCCGGGAGCCGAAGCCGCCUGCGCCGAGCCGCCCAGCCGCCGAGCUGCCCGGGAGCCGAGCCGCUGUGCACCCGAGCCGCCCGGUCGCUGAGCCGCCUUCUUGCAUAGUGCACGACCUGCCCUGCCUGGUGAGGCCAGUCCCAUUGACACUGCGAGCUCUUUCCCUACUGCUUGCACUGCGUCGCUGUCGACGCCAUGGCUAUCCUAGUGUCCUAGCUUUUGACGCUGAGGGUCGCGCCAUUGAUUUUGAGGUCUGGUUAGACGACCUGCAGCUGUUCUUACAGUGCGACAGGGCUGACGACCUUUCUCUCUUUGACCUCACCUCUGGCGCCUCUCCUGCUCCUGCUGCUGAUGCUGAUCCCACUGUCCGCUCUAAGUGGGCCACCCGCGAUGCUGCUGCACGUCUUGCUGUGCGUCGCCACCUCCCUACCUCUGAGCGUGCGCACUUUAGUCAGUACAAGAGUGCUCAGACCUUGGGUGCUCUCCUUCCCCCUUGCUGCCCUCUGUUGCCUCUACUGCUGCUGCCGACCUGCUUGGUCUUGAGUCGGUCGGCGCGGCGUCUGCCCCUAGUGGGAGACGUCGCUCCAGCAAGGGCAAGGGGGGCAAGGGCGCGGGUGGAGCUGGAGGGGCGGUGGCCGGUGGCGGCGGGUGGCGGCGGAGGGAGUGGGGGUGGCGGCGGGACUAGUGGCGGGGGUGGUGGUGAUGGUGGCAGCAGCGGCGGAGACGGUGGUGGUGGUGCCAGCGGUGGUGGUGGAGGCAGCGGCGGGGUGGAGGCGGCGGAGGUGGAGGCGGUGGAGGCGGCAGCGGAGGAGGCGGUGGUGGUGGAGGAGGUGGAGCUGGUCGAGGUGGUACCAGCAGCGUAG
Closterium sp. NIES-65 is the source of this 1227-nucleotide messenger RNA. Lineage: Eukaryota; Viridiplantae; Streptophyta; Zygnematophyceae; Desmidiales; Closteriaceae. The record is from the annotation of a GenBank genome assembly.